UAGGACCCUGUCGGUCGACAAGCCUUUUCCCGAAACCGAAAAAUCGCUAUCUUGCUUGAAUGAAGACCAUUUCGACUGGAAUAGUUUGGAUGUUUUGCUGUAGUGUUGGACCUGUGUGAGUGACACAGCUCCAUCGUCUCCGUCUUUAGGACGAUAGAGACUCAGGCAUAACACACAAUAUUGCAAACAUGGACGUUUUACCGAGUGGAAAUAUAUUUCGGGAAUUACAAGUUGUCCAUGAUACCGGGUACUUUUCGGCUCAGCCGUCUCUCGAGGACCGAUGGCAACAGAACUGCCUUGAAAUGGAGCGUUACCUCAAAAGUGAGCCAAAACUGACCUCCUUCAAAAAAAUCAGCAAGGGUUCGGGGAUUCCCUGGGAAGGAUGUUACCCUGCCAACGCUCUUUCCGGAUCUUCGCCACCGGACAAAUUCCUUAGCCCAAACAAUAUAAAAAUUGAAUACAAGGACGAUGAGGAUGAGUCUGAGAUCCCAGAACCUCUGUACCAACAAGAGGAAGAUGAUGAAAAUGACGACGAUGAAGAUGAUGACGAUGAGGAUUAUGAUGAAGAUGAAACUGAAGCUAAAUUGGAAGAAUUAGCAGCACAUUUGAAUUUGAAUGAUCAGCCUUCUGACACAAUUAGCUUGCACAGUUUUAGUUCAUCGUCCAGUGGUGUAUCGUGGGAUAGCAACAAUGCUGAUCCCCCUUUGUCUCCCAUAAUGCCAAAAUCAAAUGACCCUUUUGCUCUUAGACUUGUUGCUCAACCUGGUCGUACAACCACAGUGGCUGUAAGGCUGAACUCCGCGGAGAUGAUAAAUCGUCACCAGCGCAUCGCAUAUGUGGCUGGUCCUAAUGGCCGCAUGCGUCCAUACACUGCGCAACCUCAGCAACGCCCACCGCUACCUGUGAAUGGGCGGAUACGUCCUGAAGUCAGUCCUGACCUCCGACGUAGGAAUCACAAAUGUCCGUACAGUGGCUGUAAAAAAGUCUAUACAAAAAGUUCACAUCUCAAAGCACAUCUACGGACACACACAGGUGAAAAACCAUACAAGUGUACAUGGGAAGGCUGUGAUUGGAGAUUUGCACGUUCUGACGAGCUUACGCGGCAUUAUCGUAAACAUACAGGUUCAAAACCAUUCCGGUGUAAAGUGUGUGAGCGAUGUUUCUCGCGCUCGGACCAUUUAGCAUUACAUAUGAAACGUCACCAAACCGUAGACUUAUAGCACAAGUGACAUCUAGGCUUGUAACUAAGGACACAUCAUGUGACAUCUAGGCUUGUAACAAAGGACACAUCAUGUGCUUUUUAUUGUUUCCAAAUUUGGACAUCCUUAAGCUUUUGGAGGUUGAGAUUCUCUGAUUCAGGAUCAUCUGGAUGUUUGAAUGUACAUUGUCGAGUCACCUUGAUGCUUGAUUUGUAUGUUAACAUUGUGAUACCAUUGAUCCUGUUGUUAGCCAAUCUACAUGACAAUGUUAUAUUUGAUCGUAUUUGUACGUAUACCCAGCACCAUUUUUUCCGUUUUCUAUCAAUGCUGUAAAAGUCCCUAUUGUAGCCUUCAGUGGUUUGAAGAACUAUGCAUUUCAUUUGAUGAUUGUUCACCAUUCUCAGAACUAAGUAUUUCAAUAUCUUCAAACAAUUUGCCAAAUAAUUAUGUGUCUAUGAUCACCUACUCUCGUAUGUAUGUAUGAACAAAGGAAGUCGGAUUUCCAACACUUACAAACACAUUUAAUUGUAAUACCUUUUCAAUAAGAGCAAUGGAUCGUAAUGCUCAUUUGAGAUUUAGAUUUCAUACAAUGUUAGUAAGAUUUACAUUCUACCUCGUAAACACCAGUAUCAUUUCAUAAAUACUUAUAACAUUAUGGCAUUGUUACCGACGCAUACAUCAGUUCAGAAAAAUUAGCGAGUCAAGAAAUUUGUCGACAUCAAAUACCAGGCUAUGAUUCCAAUUCUAUUGAUUUUCAUUUCGUCAAUAUUUCGUACAACUUCAUUAGAGGAGAUGAAAUAGCCUGUCAUUAUUUGAUAAGAAUCUUUUUUCUUUUUUUUUUGAAGAAAAUGUCAAGUAAUUAUGAAAUGUAAUAUGUAUGUUACAAAUUUCAAGCACUUGUCGUUCAGCAGAAUGCUGCGAUCAGCCAUUGAAUUGGCAUCAUUUUGUCACAAGGUUUAUUUUUUGUAGCAUCAGCAGGCCAGUUUCUUCAGAAUGUAAAAGAUGUUGCAAAAAAUACCUCAUUUUACUUGACACUGAGCAUAGGAUCUGUAGAAAACUGGUACAAAGAUUAAUUAUGAAUUACUAUAAAUAAUCAGAAAUAUUUGAUACACGCUUAAUUAAUUUGUAUUGUGCGGAUUUGUCCACACAAUCGUGGAUUUGUCCCUAUGUAUGCCUAUCACACAGACACUUACACAAUCGUGGAUUUGUCCACAUGUAGGCCUAUCACACAGACACUUACACAAUCGUGGAUUUGUCCACAUAGGCCUAUCACACAGACACUUACACAAUCGUGGAUUUGUCCACAUAGGCCUAUCACACAGACACUUACACAAUCGUGGAUUUGUCCACAUGUAGGUCUAUCACACAGACACUUACACAAUCGUGGAUUUGUCCCCAUUUAGGCCUAUCACACAGACACUUACACAAUUGGGAUUUGUCCACAUGUAGGUCUAUCACACAGACACUUACACAAUCGUGGAUUUGUCCACAUAGGCCUAUCACACAGACACUUACACAAUCGUGGAUGUGUCCCCAUGUAGGCCUAUCACAUAGACACUUACACAAUCGUGGAUUUGUCCACAUGUAGGCCUAUCACACAGACACUUACACAAUCGUGGAUUUGUCCACAUAGGCCUAUCACACAGACACUUACACAAUCGUGGAUUUGUCCACAUGUAGGCCUAUCACACAGACACUUACACAAUCGUGGAUUUGUCACCAUUUAGGCCUAUCACACAGACACUUGCACAAUCGUGGAUUUGUCCACAUGUAGGCCUAUCACACAGACACUUACACAAUCGUGGAUUUGUCCACAUGUAGGCCUAUCACAUAGACACUUACACAAUCGUGGAUUUGUCCACAUGUAGGCCUAUCACACAGACACUUACACAAUCGUGGAUGUGUCCCCAUGUAGGCCUAUCACACAGACACUUGCACAAUCAAGGAUGUGUCCCCAUGUAGGCCUAUCACAUAGACACUUACACAAUCGUGGAUUUGUCCACAUAGGCCUAUCACACAGACACUUACACAAUCGUGGAUUUGUCCCCAUUUAGGCCUAUCACACAGACACUUACACAAUCGUGGAUUUGUCCGCAUGUAGGCCUAUCACAUAGACACUUACACAAUCUUGGAUUUGUCCACAUAGGUCUAUCACACAGACACUUACACAAUCGUGGAUUUGUCCACAUGUAGGCCUAUCACAUAGACACUUACACAAUCGUGGAUGUGUCCCCAUGUAGGCCUAUCACAUAGACACUUCCAUGAUCAUGGACUUGUCCGCACUAAUCAUGCCAGUUUUAGAAACAGAACAUUUACACGUGUCAGGUAAUCUCUAAAUCUUCAGAUAUCAUACGUAUAUAUUUACAGUAUGGUGAACAUUUUGUCUUUUUUCCAUGCUUUGUUAUGUUAAAAAGUCGCUAACUCGAAUGUUGUCGGAUUUAGACAUCGUUAACUAUAUUUUCUUGUUUCUAAUUUCUAUAUUGUAUCGUUUCAUUAUUUUGUUAUAGUUGUUGAGCCUCAAACUAAUUGGCUUUACUGUCUAAUGAAACAAUUGAAUGUGAUUCUGAGCUCCGUUCCCAUACAUUCUUUGCUAUCAUUAUACUGGAUAUUUCUGAGAAUCGUGUAUUGUUACUUUAUUCAUGACAAUUAUCAGAUAUAUAUUAUUCUAUGUAUAGCAUAUGUCGUACAGAUGUCUUUUAAGUUUGCCUUUGUAUACAUAUGUUCAGUAACUGUGAUAUUGAUUGGUUUAACCACUUAUAUACAUGUAUAGAUAUAUUUAAUUAUAAAUUAUAUAACAUUAUCUUGCCUUAUAUGACUAUAAAUUGUGAUGGCAAUCUUUUCGUGUUUAACUCACCAUGAACAAGUAUUAGUAAACUUUGAAACCAUCGGAUAUCUAUUUAUAGAACCAUCUGCGUAUACAUCUAGAUAGACAGUAACAUUGUUACUAUAGAAAUGUAACAUCGCAUUGUUGUUACUAAAUUGAAACAAAAGUUUCUUGUUCAAUCAUAUUUGCGUCAGAUUCAGUCGAAAAUGUUUUUUGUUGACUUUUACUAUAAAAGAUUGCCCUGCUUUCACAACCAUCAUUAUUGAUUAUUUGUGGCAAAUGUUGACUAGAAUUCAUUUGUUUAAUUCAAUUGUAUACCAUCCAACUUGUAAGCUCAAUUUAACCCAAUAAGCAGUGAAUUCUGGCCAACAGUUUACUUGUAAGUGCUGUACUCAUUGCUAUGUGUGCGUGUGAAGAAAAGAGGACUCCUUUCAAGGUCGUGACCUUUUACACUUCAUCAAUAAUAUUUGAUAUAAUUCUUUUUUUUUAAUUGGAAACUUAUUAAUUUGUAACUGUUAAAUUUAAAGCAUGCUUUAGAAAAUCAGCCAGCCUGGGUUGUUUGCUGUAUCCUGUAACCUUAGUACAGCAGUGAAUAUAUUACAGCCUGUAAGUUGGCGAUAAUUCUUUAUAUUAAUCGGUAGAGAUAGGAAACUGACAUAACAUUACUAACAACGUAAAUUUAUAAUCAUUCAUGUAACGAGGGAAUGAUCAGAUGGUGUUACUAAAAUAUUACAAACAUAACUACUGCGAUGUCGUGAGUAUUAUAACGGAUAGGGAGGUGUCGUUGCCGUUAGUGUCUAGGUGUGUAGCACCAUGUGUACAGCUAAAGAUCACUUCAUUUUCCCAGGUACGCUAUUUCGAAAUUUGAAAGAUUUUGUGAUUGAGAGAUUACUAUUUCAAUAUUGGUAGUGAUUGUCUUUGAAAUACCAUUCGCAAAAAUUUUUAAUUAUUGAAUUAGUUGCCUCGGGAAUUAAGGUGAAAUAUCGCACAGAAGUGAUUUAUAGCUCUGUAGUAUGUGUUUAUAGGGAAUUUUAUAUAAGGUAAACAGUUAUACCCGGGUAUUUGAAUAUAUUUACCUAUAUCUUUUCUCUUUUUAUGAUGCUGUCAAAAUUAUGCCAAAUUGUGUUUUGUUCGUUAAGUCUUUAUAUAAACAAAUAAUUGUCCCAAAAUAUCUCCCGUCACAUUUAUAUAAAAACACAAAAGAAUAUUGUAUUACGUACGUGUCAAACCUCAGCUACACACGAUAUAAGUCACUAACAUAAGACAAUAUUAAUCAAAUUCAGGUGAAGGUCAGCCAAAAGUUUAGUAAAGUGCUCUCACAGAUGAAGGGAGGUAACUCUCUUUCCAAAAGUUGUAUGUACAGUAUGUAAUAUUAAAUCAUAGUCUUAAGUAUGUUUGAAUGGGCAUUAAGAUUUUCUACUCGGUGUAAUUAACCCUCGAUAGACAUAAAACUAAUAUGUAUAAACAUUUUCUACAUGUCUAAGUAUCUUGUAGAACUUAUUUGGUACCAUAUAUAAUCACUUAAUUAUGAUCUAAACCAGUAACUCCUUUAUUUUGUUGUCUCAGGGACGUCAUGACGGUAAAACUGUUAAAGCUUUACCUGUCUGUCUGCCCUGUUAAUUUUCUAAGUGUUCAGAUGAUGUUUUUAAGUUUCCUCUCAGUCUUGAUGGGCCAAAGACUACUACAUUGUUUCUCUGAUGCAACAUCAAUUUAUAUUAAUUUUUGAUAUGCUGGUAUUUUUUUUGGAGUAGAUCUAUAUGUAGGAAUGCAUUUUUUGUUACAAACCAACUCGGACAAAAAUAUUAGCAUUCUAAUUAUAUAUAUAUAUAUACAUACUAAAACAAAUUAUGGUUUCCUUGUGGAAGAAAAUGUAUUGAAAAUAGUAAAAAUCGACAGUCAGUCUGAAGAUCAGAGCUCCCAUAAUGGAGCGAAAGUGCUAAUUCAUGUCUGUCGGUUUUUACUAUUUUCAAUAUAUAUAUAUAUAUGUAACCAAACAGCAACACUAGAUAUAACCUUGCGUUUCUGAUCUGAAAUUACAACUAAGCUUAUUCUUCCAUUGUGAUGGUGACAAGUCUGAACUUCACCUUUCAAAAGCUGUAGCAAAGCUAGUUAAAACAUGGGAUCUAUUUCUGCCAUUCAGAACCUUUCUUCGCUGCUACGAUGUCAUCUGUGAUUUGUUUAUAUGCACGCUUUUACUGACAUUCCAUCCACUCUGUCUUAUUUAACACAAGCUGAAUGCAAGAUGUCUUCGUCCCAUGAAAAUUAUCCUAAAUAUAGGAUGUCAUCAGUCACAAAAACGAUCUGAAAUUAGGAUGUCAUCGUCCCAUUAAAAUGAUCUGAAAUGUAAGAUGUCAUCGUCCCAUUAAAAUGAUCUGAAAUGUAAGAUGUCAUCAUCCCAUUAAAAUGAUCUGAUUUGUAAGAUUGUCAGCGUCCUUUAAAAUUAUGAAUUGUUGUCAGCUUUUUGUGCAAGAUCUGAAAUGUUCAAACAUCAUCCAUGCAUCUGCUUCUAUGUGUUUUGACGCAAACUGAUUUUUUUUUUUUAAUUCAAAGUGAAAAAGUUUAUUAUUUCUUGUGAAAAUCAAGUAAAAUGUUUCUAAAUGUGUAAGUGAAUCAUGUCCUGAAUUGUGAGGGUCGCAUUAUCUGAAUAUUGUAGAUUUGAGAAAAACUUUGGAAGAAUCUUAUCUUAUUUUAUGACAUUUUGAAGGAAGAUUUUUUUUUAAUGAAAAUCUAAAUGAAAAAAAAAAAAAAAAAAUUAGGACUGAAAUUAUAAAUGCUAUCAAUCAAGAGAAUAUAGAGCGCAGUGUAUGUCUCUUGGCUCCCUUAUACAUAUAAUGGGCCUAGGGGAGGUAGUGCCUUUUCUUUUGGAUGCAAAGAUUUUUUUUUUAUAAUUUUCUUCGUAGAAACGGGAGUAUGAGAGGAAUACAUGGUUUGGGAUGUGUGCAAUUAUAUUUGAAAAGUUCGUAUGAAUGUCAGAUUUUCUAGUAUCUGACUUAAAAAACAUGUUGAGGGGCCUGCUAGCCAAGACUGACAAUGUUAUCAGUGUCGGACAACUCUGUUUAAGAUAGGAGUGUGUUAGAACUGACUGAUAGUUGACAGACUUCGUUGUCAACUUCUGGUUCUGACCAUUAACCACACAGACAUAAAGUAGGUCACCUCAGCCUCAAUUUCACUAGUGUGACGAAUGUAUGGAAGACAAUGGUAUUCAAAAUGAUAUAAUCAGUUUCUAUAUUAUUUACUGAUUUUUGAGAAUGUGUAUACAUAGGUCUAUUGACUAUUGUAGUGCAUGUUUAUAUUGACUUUUGUUUGUAUAUAUAGGAUAAUGUUUGUGUAUAAAUACUAUUCACAAAAAGACUAUUGAAAAAUAUAUAUAUUUACAACUAU
Molecule: messenger RNA, 7404 nt
Organism: Pecten maximus
Lineage: Eukaryota; Metazoa; Mollusca; Bivalvia; Pectinida; Pectinidae
Product: Krueppel-like factor 6
Exons: 3
Coding region: 189-1220 (343 amino acids)
Biological process (GO): regulation of transcription by RNA polymerase II
Molecular function (GO): RNA polymerase II cis-regulatory region sequence-specific DNA binding; DNA-binding transcription factor activity, RNA polymerase II-specific
Source: RefSeq, a predicted model, not a curated record